CUUGACUAUAUUAUCCUCUAUCGUAUGAAGUGUAGUAUUUUCUAGAUCCCUCUAUAUUAACCAGAAGCAGCUGUUGGGGUUGAUGUUUACUAGCCUUGAAAGCGUUCCGGCGCAUCGGACGGGCAGCUCACGUGACCGACGCCUGGAUUUUCCGGACCGAAACUCGACUUUCUUUUUCAGUUCAAGACUUUCGGAUAGCUCUCUGGUUCGGUUUGAUUGAGCAGCGCCUGAUUCUCUCCAUCUCCUCAACGCUCGUCUGUCUCCUCUCCGGUCACAUCCCUUCACAGCCAUCAUGUCAAUUUCUUCGCAGGUCGCCGCCCGCUGCUGCAGGCAGAUCGUCCGCCCAUCCGCCGCUUCUUUGCGCCUCUCUUCCUCGACAUAUCUGUCUCAGCGGACACGGAGAUGGCAGUCCACCGAGGCGGAGGCUGCUGCCCCUGUCAACCCUAAGAUUAGCCAGAUUGUUGACCAGAUCAGCACAUUGACACUUCUGGAGACCGCCGACCUCGUGGCCACCCUCAAGUCCCGCCUCAACAUCCCCGACCUCCCCGUUGGCGGUUUCGCCAUGGCCGGCGGUGCUGCUCCCGCCGCUGCUCCCGCUGAGGAGGAAGAGGCUGCUCCUGCUGCCCAGGAGAAGACCCUCUUCAACCUGAAACUCGAGACCGUUGACGCCGCCUCCAAGGCUAAGGUCAUCAAGGAGAUCAAGUCUCUCCUCGGCCUGUCCCUGGUUGACAGCAAGAAGUUCGUCGAAUCCGUGCCCAAGGUCCUGAAGGAGUCCGUGCCCAAGGAGGACGCCGAGAAGAUCAUCGAGACGCUCAAGGCCGUCGGUGCUAAGGCCGUCAUGGAGUAAACGGGGAAUAAUAAUUUCGAUGAAUUGAUUUAUACCUGGUGAUUGCCUCUUUUCCUGGCUCUGCGAAUCGGGGGCGACGGGGGAUCAGGACGGCCGGGACGUUGUGAUUGGACUGCAUCAUCGAGCUGGAGUUUUGUCUCUCACCACUUAUUACUGUGUUUUUAGUGUUUUCUUUUCUCCGUCGUAUAUCUCUUGAAAUGUUUCUGAUAUAACCGGAAAGCGGGAAAAAGGCGGCAAAUGUACAUUAUCAUCUCUUGAUUUGGACAAUUUGGAUCCCUGAUGGACGAACGAUCUGUGUCUGUUCAACUCUUUCUUGCUGUCUAUUGAGCUUUUCCACGACGGAUGGACGAUAGAUAUGCUGUUUUACUAUUAUGAAGUUAAUCAUGGGUUAUUCGUUUAUAGAAGAUGCGUAGCGGUCCAAUUGCAGGGAAACAAU
Aspergillus pseudotamarii is the source of this 1283-nucleotide messenger RNA. RefSeq names its product mitochondrial 54S ribosomal protein bL12m. Bases 293 to 847 code for a protein of 184 amino acids. Lineage: Eukaryota; Fungi; Ascomycota; Eurotiomycetes; Eurotiales; Aspergillaceae. Gene Ontology annotation, cellular component: ribosome. Gene Ontology annotation, biological process: translation. The record is from RefSeq and is a predicted model, not a curated record. The transcript is spliced from 2 exons. Gene Ontology annotation, molecular function: structural constituent of ribosome.